ACACUCGUCACGUUACACGUCACAGCAAUAUACGUGUAUCGGUACAUGAUCAGUGACUAUAUUAUCGUUUCGUUUUAAAAAAAUAACAUUAGAUGCGAGAAGAUGGUACUUAUGACAACAAUAGCAAGGGUGGCAGAUGCUCUACCCCUAGCUGCUUCCAUGCAAGAAGAUGAAACGGCCGGAAGGAGUUUGAUGGAUUACCAGACGCAGUCUAAACAGUUAUUCAAGAAAAUAAUGUCAGACCCCCAACCUCCAGCUAGAUGCAGUCUGGAGACAGGACCAUUUAUAUUCCACUACCUGAUUGAAAGAGGAGUGUGUUUUCUCAUUCUGUGUGAAAAAACAUUUUCGAAAAGACUUGCGUUUUCCUACUUAGAGGAUCUACAAACAGAGUUUAAUUCGCACUAUGGUAAAAGAGUCGAAACUGUUUCCAGGCCUUACAGCUUUAUUGAAUUUGAUACUUACAUACAGAAAGCUAGAAAAUCAUACAUGGACUCAAGAGCAAGAAAAAACCUUUCUUCAAUUAACACAGAGUUACAAGAUGUUCACAGAAUCAUGGUCCAAAAUAUUGAUGACGUUCUUGGUCGUGGAGAGAAGCUGUCAGAAUUGGAUUCAAAAGCCAGCGAUUUAUCAGAUAUGUCAAAGACCUACAGAAAAGAUGCUCACAAUCUGAAUUUGCGGUCGUCAUAUGCAAAGAUAGGAGCAGUACUAAUUAUAGUGAUUGUGUUCUUAUUAUUCCUGCGGUAUUGGUGGUGGUGAAGGAGGACGUCCAGGCUAGUGCAAUCUGUGAAACAUGACAUGAACCUUUCAAAGACUCUUGCAUUUCCUUUCUCCCUGGGAAUAAGGGUACAGCAAGAGCUCUGGAUGCCGUGGCUGUGUUCCGUUUGAUGUGUGAUCAAAUGACUGAGAUAAACAGGCUCUUGAUUUCCACAUCAGCAACAGAAUGACACCAAUCAAGUGACUUCCAGGUUAAACCAAUAUCUUUGCUGAUCUAUAAAUCGAACAGGGCCAAUGGAGCUAACCGAUAUGUCAUGAGGAAAAGCUGUCAAUAGAUUAGUCACAUCUCAGUGACCAAUGUAUUGUUGAAACAUCUUCUUUAUACAAGGCCAAUGAGUUACCCUACAAAUUGCCAACUUUUGUCUCUCAACCAUUUUACUGCUUUUAAUUUUUCCCUAAGUAGAAUUGAACCAUCAAAUCUUGCAAAAUUUCCUUCUUUGGUUCUCUAUUCAUUUCCUAUAGAGAAUGUACGGAUGUUGUAUGAAAUAUGACACCUGAUAAAUGCUUUUUGUUCCAGUCUGUGCCAUUGCUGUCAGAUGAUAUCUAAAUUUCUGAUACGUCCUGCAUGUCAUUGAUUAAAGUGAUGAAUAAAUAUGGCUGAAACAUGUUAGCUUAAGUCAUAGAUAUUGUUUGUACAUCGAAACGUGAUCAAUAAAUUAUUAAAUAACAUAUAACACUACGUAGUUCCAUGGACCUAACACAUUGUUCUCAUGGUAUAUUAUAUUAUGUAUGAAACUAAUAUCGUUCAAGUUUGCAAACAAACAUAUAUUCACCCAACUGAAAUGUCUACAUGUAUAUGGUAAAUUGCAGAAUGUACAAUUUUAAGAUCAGUAAUUUUUGGGAGUCGGAUAUAUGAGUCUUGGGCUCGUGCAUUCCAUGUGAGACUAAUCAGUAUUUUGAAAGCCCACUAUAAUGGUACUCAUAAACAUUUGAAAAAAAUGUUCAGGACUUGCCUGGGGAAAAAAAACUCACUUGAAAUUCUACUUUUCAACGAUAUGUGUGGAGUGUUGCUUUUUAACAUUAUUUCUGAUCCUGCAAUUAUUUCUGAAUUACUUAAAAAUGUAGAAUUAUUUAUGUAUACAAGUUAACCAUAAAUUUGUAUGAAACCUUCGUGGAUGACACUGGUUGUGUUUGUAUCCUAAACUUAAGUGUAUACAUGUUUAUAUAUUCUCCGUUGGUAAAUGAUGUUAUCUAGUCUUUAAUGAGUCUCCAGCUGCCUGAAUCAUGCUGUACACUUUGUUUCUUCAUGUCUUAGCUGUAGCCAUAUUAAUAGGCAGGUGAUUCUAUAUAAAGCUAUUAGUAAUUUACAACAGAUAUGAUUAUUGCUAUGAUUUAAGGUUAAACAGAUUCAUAAACAGUAUUACCACAGCUAAAAUUUCAUCUGAACGCUAUACAAUGUAUUGAUGUGGAUACUACAAUCCAGUAUUAUAAUCUCUUGAUAUUUCAGAAUUUCAUUAUUAUUCAUGUGUAUUUUUGCCAGCCACAAUUUUAUGACAUACACUCCCUUUUACUAAAUGUAUACAGUAAUCUAUUUGAGAUCAGAAAAGAGCUGAAAAACAAACUCUAUCGAUCUGACAUCCCAGAAAAGGUUGCAAGUAGACAAGAUAAUUGUCUGGAGUUUAACAUGGUUAAUUUUGCCUUUUUCACCCUCUAUAAUGAGUGCAAAUUUGUCAUGACAGCUAAUAUUUGUACACAGUAUACAAGAUAUAGUUUUUAUAUGUGAAUGGCAAAUUUCACACCUGGCAAAAGGUGGAUUUUUACUGGUGAAAGGUGAAUUUUGGAGUAGGCAAAAGUUUCAUGGUAUACACUAUACAUCUACCAGCUUAAAACAAUUACAUUUGGUUUGAAGAAAAGGCAAAUCAUAUAAAGUCUGUUUGAAUAAAUGUGGUAUUAAUACCUUAACAGCUCAAUACUGGAAAAGUGUAUUUAGUUCUGUCAUCUAGUUUUACAGAAAAUCCUACGAUUCAAUUGACUGUAAGCAUAAUAUCAGAUGAUUUAUAGGUUUCUGUUUAAAAUAUAAAAAAAACAUUAAACGGAAAAUGUCCUUUGUUUCUGUUUGUUUUUUUGUUUGUUGGUCUUUCGCGGUCGUUGUUCAUACUGAAUACAGUAUUCUGGUCAUAUUUUUCCAAAUACGGGCAUAUAUUUGUAGCAGCCGGGGUUGAUAAGUGGUAAUGGCAUUUAAAACUCUUGAUAGAUAGAUAAUUGUAUUGAAGUUUGUUGAAAUGUUUUGAUGUGUUACACAAUAGAUCAGUCGUGGACUCCUGAUAGUUUAAAAGAUAGCACUCAAUGUUAAAAGAUAUUGUUAAGUGAAGUGUUCAGUCUAACUGUAUCUUUUCUGAGAAAACUACAUUCAGUUCAAGCAAUAGUUAUCUGUAGAUGUUAAUUAUUUCAAAAUUUAGAUAUUCUUGUACAAUUUACUUAAUGACAAAAUAAUGAAAAUGUGUCAUUUUUAAGACUUUAAAAAGAGAAUGUAUUCCAAUUAUUUUGUCAUUUCAGUCAAAUGAUCUGUUAAGUAUGGGAAGUCUCUUGCAUAAAUACACAGGUAGAAAUUAAAUGGAUUGUUGAUAUCCCAAAGAUUGAAACUUAUCUUACCUUGAAAUUACAUUGUAAUGCAGUUCAUGGUUUUAGCCGAUCAAACAAUGUACAAAUAAUUUAUCGUAACCAUGCAUGUGUAUAACUGAAUGAUUGUGUAUGUUGAUGAAGAAAUAUAUAUUUAUUUCAAACAAUAAAAAUGCAUUAUAAAAUCUUU
Mizuhopecten yessoensis (Yesso scallop) is the source of this 3523-nucleotide messenger RNA. Its product is annotated as vesicle-trafficking protein SEC22b-like. The transcript has 5 exons. The record is from RefSeq and is a predicted model, not a curated record. Bases 103 to 756 code for a protein of 217 amino acids. Gene Ontology annotation, cellular component: endoplasmic reticulum-Golgi intermediate compartment; endoplasmic reticulum membrane; ER to Golgi transport vesicle membrane. Gene Ontology annotation, molecular function: SNAP receptor activity. Gene Ontology annotation, biological process: endoplasmic reticulum to Golgi vesicle-mediated transport; vesicle fusion with Golgi apparatus; retrograde vesicle-mediated transport, Golgi to endoplasmic reticulum. NCBI's taxonomy places the organism in Eukaryota, Metazoa, Mollusca, Bivalvia, Pectinida, Pectinidae.